Molecule: messenger RNA, 3576 nt
Organism: Zophobas morio
Lineage: Eukaryota; Metazoa; Arthropoda; Insecta; Coleoptera; Tenebrionidae
Product: protein O-mannosyl-transferase TMTC1-like
Exons: 18
Coding region: 576-2819 (747 amino acids)
Molecular function (GO): protein binding
Source: RefSeq, a predicted model, not a curated record
GUAAAAAUUGGUGUUUCACACGUGUAUUUGUAACCAGAUACCACGUCCCAAACAUUAUUUUGUGUCGGAACGGCGAUCGGUGAACUUUUGUGGUGAGUGAUAAAAGUGGUGUCGGGUACCGGAAACCAAAAUGCCAUUUUCGCCAGGAAAUAUUACCGGUGGCUCUAAAUUUUCGUUUCGACGAUUUCUGACUGGGUGGACCCUCUUCAGACAGCAGUUACGUUCUACGGACCACCAAGUCUCUCGUCCUCCGCCCGGCCGCAGCCCCUCCGACCGCAAUGGGCGCAUAAACCACCGCAGCACCCAUCGCAAAGCCGCCCAUUACGUUAAAUGGGCUAAGAUCGAUUGCCCCCGGCGACUUCUCCUUGCUCCUGAUCUCCAUAGAAGAUGUUAUCUCGGGCGGCUCCGUGUUUGCUUUAAAAAUAUCAGAAUUUACGGUAGUGGCGCGAUUAAAUCGGGCGAAAGUGAAACCAGAAGUAAUGUAUCUGCAAAAUGAGACUUCGUGGUCUUCAUAACUGGCACGAAUAAACAUUCGUUGUGCGUAAUAAAGACAGUGACCUUCCACCAGAUUAGAUAUGAAGCGGCGUAGUGCGGGCUCUGCGCCUUCUGCCGAGGGGAAAAAGGCGCCCAGUUCGUGGCCCAUAUACAGCCUGGUGAGCACCGUUGCCGUGGCGUGCUAUCUUAACGGGCUUAAUGGCGAUUUCGUGCACGACGACAUCCCUGCUGUGACUCUCAAUAAGGACGUCUUGGCGAUCAACCCGCUCGCUCAUUCGUUCAAGAACGAUUUCUGGGGGACGCCGAUGGCGGAUCUCGCCAGCCAUAAGUCCUACAGGCCGCUCACCAUACUCACGUUCAGGGCUAACUAUCUGUGCUUCGGCCUGCAGCCGGUGUGGUUUCACGCCACGAACAUCCUGCUGCAUGCGGCCGCCUGCAUAUUGUUCACCAGGGUGUGCCUGAGCAUCGCCGGCCUGAAACCCCCGUUCGCCACCCUCGCCGGCCUCCUCUUCGCCGCCCACCCCAUCCACACAGAAGCGGUGACGGGCAUAGUGGGCAGAGCAGACGUUUUGGCUUGCGUCUUCUUCCUGGUAUCGCUGCUGGCGUAUCACGGGCACCCCGACGGAAAAUGUCAUAUCUGGAUCAGCGUCACUUUGGGAGGUCUGAGCAUGCUGGCGAAGGAGACGGGAGUCUCGGUUUUUUUACUCAAUUUAGCCUACGACUUUUAUCGACAUUGGCCCGCCGUUAAAAAAACAAUAGUUGAAGUGAGAUGGAACCGGGAGACCCAACAAUUUGCUAAUAGAGCUGCAAAAGUCCUUACAUCGCUCGGAAUACUGCUUGCCAUUAGGUUGGCACUGCUGCAAGGAUCUCUGCCUAAGUUUUCCCAGCAGGAUAAUCCAACUGCUUUCCAUCCGUCGCUCUACGUAAGAGUGUUGACUUUCUGCUACUUGGCGGCUUUUAAUUGGUGGCUGCUGCUCUGCCCGGCGACCCUUUCCCACGAUUGGCAGAUGGGUUCGGUGCCCCUGGUGACGUCAAUGUCCGACUCGCGGAACCUCAUGACAUGCUUCUUUUUCGGCGCAGUUCUAAUGCUGGUAAUAAGGAGCUUGUCAGACUUCGAGAGCCAGAAGCACGUUCCCGUAGUUCUUGGACUCAUGCUGCUGGUUUUACCUUUCUUGCCGGCGGCUAAUCUGGUUGUUACUGUAGGAUUUGUAGUGGCUGAAAGAGUGUUGUAUAUUCCUAGUUUAGGGUGUACUCUAUUAGUAGUGUACGGUAUCCAGAUAUUCUGGAAUUCUUAUUCUAAACAUCGCCAAACCAUAGUUUGCUUUGUCAUGUUGCUGCUCACGACGAGCUGUUUGAGGACGGUUAUACGAAACAGGGACUGGAGAUCCCGGGAAUCUUUACUGAGGGCGGGGUUAAUGACGCUGCCCCACAACGCCAAGAUGCAUUACAACUACGCGAAUUUUCUCCGGGAUUCGGCACGGCCCGAAUUAGCGAAGUCUCAUUACCACAAAGCUUUGAAAUUAUGGCCCACUUAUGCAAGCGCCCACAAUAAUUUGGGUACCUUAUUAAGCGACGAACAAGAAGCGGAACAGCACUUCCUGGCGGCCAUCCGAUACUCGGCUGACCACGUCAACGCUCAUUACAAUCUGGGCCAGCUCUAUAGGAAAUCCAACAGGACGAUGGAAUCGGAACGGAUGCUCAAGAGGUGCAUCGGUCUGGAGCCGAGGUUCACGCCGGCAUACAUUGAGUUGGCGAGGCUUCGAGGACCGAACGACAGGAGCGUCGGCGGGCUGUUGAGGAAAGUUGUUAUUCUAAAUCCGCGUGAUCCCUAUUAUAGUACGAUUUACGGCCACUGGCUGCUCGGCAAAGGUAACCCAAUGACGGCCCUCCACUACUACUGGAGAGCCCUCUCCGUGUGCACCUCCUACGACGAAUCCAUGAUGGGCGCCGCCAAAAUCCUCCGCAAAUUCGGGCAAAGUUCCCGCCUGUUCCAGCUCGUAACGAGAUGGCAGUCAAUCUUACGAAUACGAAGAGGUGAACAGCCCAUAAGCCCACACGUUUAUUUGCAUGGAUGGCAGCUCAAGAGCGAAUUGAGCCAUAAAGCAAAGGCCUACGACAACUGCAGCACCCUGUUAUUUGGAAACCGCUGCGGACAGGCGUCUUCAAAAAAGAAGAUUGCGGCCGGCGAAGAGCUGACGAAUAAAUGGACGCGACAAACCAGCAACAAGACCAAAUACCACACGAUGAAGCAGUGUAAAGUGCAGCAGAAGCUGCACAAACAGAGACCGACGACGCCCUUGAUGGUUCAACACUUUCUGGACUGAGUCGCUUAGAUAAUUAAAGACUUAAGUGACCAGACUUAAAUAGUGCAUUUGUUGUUUUUUGACUCAACUGUGACUUUGCAUUUUUGUAAAUGAGUGAUUUUGUGGUUUUUUGGUUUUGUUACGUUGGAAGAAAGUGACCACUAGAGGGUUGUUUUAGCUAUAUUAAGGUCCAAAACAGGGAGAAGUCUACUUUUACACGAAUUUUCAGUACAAAUGGUUUUCGUUGAAGGGUAUGAGUGAAAUUAAUAUCUACAGAAAAUAGAGUUAAAUUAUGGGAAAUUAUAUAUAAAUAUGGUGAUCUUCGCCGCCGCUGUUUACGGAACUCUUCUAAAUUCUAAUUCUAAAAAUACUAGAGAGGGAAAAGUAUACAAGUGCAAAAAUUUUACACUGCAGGAGCUACUCAAAAUAAAUUUUAUAACCUAAAACUUAAUAUUUUACAUUUACGUUUAGUACAGUUUUUAAUUGUGGCUUUGACGUUCCCAAAUUCCUUGAGAGUAUGACGUUUAAUAUGUUGUUUAAUUGAAAUAUACAGGAUGUCCCACGUACAACUGAUAUACCGCGUGGUGGAUUUUAUUUUUUGAAAAUUAAUAAAUUAUUGUUAAUUUUCCAAAGUUUUUCAAAAGGGCAUUUUUUCUCAUUUACGUCCUACUUUUGAUUUUCGUUGUCAUUCUAAUUCUCCAUUUUCCUUUGCAUUCUUCUCCUUAUUACUCCUUAUACUCCUAAAUAUAUAUGAAUGUUUGUAAAUUUUUCAAGGAAU